AUGCGCGCCGACUGCUGCGCGCACGCGCGGGGUGUCUCUUUUUGUUUUUUUAGCUUUUUAACUAAUUGAAAAGUUAUAAAUUUAAUAUUUUUCAUGUCUGUUCAUCUCUUAACAUUGCUCUGCACCAGUUUAUAACAAUUAGAUUGCCCAAAAAUUUUAAAUAUCAAAGUUUCACUUGGCAAUUCUUUUUCAUAAAUUUGUUCGAAAGUGCUCGGAACAACUUUAAAACGUGAGCAGGGACACAAGGUAGUAUCACAAAAAUAUAAAAAAUCUAUUUCAAAACCGUAUUUCAGUGAAAAAGGCGAAAAAAGAAUCAGUACCCCCGCGCGUGCGCGCACCAGUGCCUGAGAGAGUUCAAGCGCGCGCAAAAAAAAAGUUUACGGUGUUCAACUCACCGCGUAUUCAGAAUUGUCAUUUAACUUCACGACAACAAAUAUCAGGACAAAAAUUUCUAUAAAUUUCUUGCCGUGUACACGCGUGUUUAAAGUAAUUUCGUGAUAUUUAAAAAUAGGCGUCGAAAAAAAUGAUAAAGAUAAAUAAGUUUCGGUGAGUUAGAGAUAAUUUUUGACUUUGCGGAAAUUAGUUUGAGGACGUCAUCAAUAAGUUUGGCUUCGAACUUUUCUUCUAUUCAAUCCAGUUUGUAUUAUUUAUUCCGUACGCUAUUUUUGUAAAUUUAUCAUUUGCAGGCAAAAUGAAACGAAUGAAUCCUUAUCAACGAUGUAUCAGCAGAUAGUAAGUUUCUUAUACUUUUCAAGAUUACCAAUUUUUUGAAGCGAGAGAAUGUAUGCGGCUGAAAAAGGAAGAAACCGAGAAGAAGAAACGCGAGAAAGGUUUUUAUUAAGAAAAAAUCUGAAGAUUUAAAAUAAAUUCAGAAGAAAAGAAGAAACAAGAAGAAGAUGAGGCCGCAAAAGCCGCAGCCGAGACUGCUGGUUCAUUUCAUUUUUUAUAAAAUAAUAAACGUGAGAAGUUUAGAACAAGAAAUGGAAAAUGAAUCGGACGAGUCUGAUGAAGAUAUAGACGUUGAAACAGUAGAAACGAGUCAGUUUUUUUCGUUUCUUUUUUUCUAUUUUUUUCAAUAUUUUUAGAAAAGGAUGAUAAGCUCACACUUGGUUACAUUUUCGCACGUAUGGGACCGCGAAAAACGAAAAAAUCUAAGGAAGAAAUUGAGGUUAUUAAUGUUUGAGUGUAAUAUGGAAAAGUAGUGUUCAGGAAGACUUGAGAGUUAUAAACGAGAAGGCGAAGCAGGAAAAUUUGACAAAGUUAGUGGUCAAAACAGAACACAUUCCGGACAAGAAAGCGCGUUCUUUAAUGGCUUUCAUUUUUUCCGAGGUUUGAUAAUGAAAAAAUAGGAAAAAAGAACAGUUUGCAGCUUCAAACACAGCGCGACGAUAUUCAAAAGCUUAGAAAAGAGUUGAGAGAAGCCAAGGAACCCGAAAGGAAGAAGAAAAAAAGGGCGGUGCAGACGAGGAAGACCUCCAGUACUAUUUCAUUGAUGUUUGCGUUUCAUUUUGAAAUUUCAGAAAAAUUUAAUUUUGUUUUUUUAUUGGAGCUUUUGAUUGGCUCACCACUAUGCUGUCUGAAAAAUGUCAUAUUUUUUGUAAGGCUCCGUUUUUUUUUUUACUUUUUUUCCGCCGAACUUCUUCAAAAGAACUUUAAGAACUUCGUUUUUUUUCCUCUUUUUUAUUCUGUUCAGAAAUCCCUUCAUUGAACUUAUAAAAAAGGUACAGAGGAAUUUUUUUCAUUUUUUUCAUUUUUGAUGUCUUUUUCAGUCUUGCAAGCUCCAUUGAACCUUCUCUCAAACUUUAAAACGGUAAAAACACGUUUCAGAUUAAAAAUUGAUAUAAAUCUAACUCAUUGAAUCGAAUAGAAUUAUGAAAUUUCAGCCGAAUCGAUAAAAAUAAGAAGUUUUUUUUUUGUCCUUAUCCCCUCACUAUCGAUUCCUUAUAACUCCUUUGAAUAGAUUAAGCUUAAUAUCGCCAAUCUUCCCCGAAAAAAGACGAGAUGGGUAGAUUGGCAAGGGUGACGCGUUGCGUACGCGGCGCGGCUUUUUGGCGGGAAACUCGUGCCGUGUUCAAUUUGAUUCCGCGAAAUGCAAAAUACCCGUUAGAGAAAGGAAAAGAUCACUAAAUUUUGGAGAGUCAGAGAUCAUUUUGCAUUUCACGGAAUCAAAUUGAACACGGCAUCGAGAUUCAACUCGACCCGUUUUUUUUUCAUGUUUUUCUGGUUUUUUUGACAGUUUUUCAAUUAAUUUCAAUUUUAAUGGUUUUGUUUUCCUUGAAGGAUGAAAAGUGAGAAAAUACAAAAAACGUAAAAAAGGUUUUUAAAAAAUGAAUUAUUUCCUUUGACUCCAAGUUGCCAGUCGAAAAGCCGCGUCGCGUACGCAACGCAUAUCCCUUGCCAAUCUAGUCAUUUUGCCUGGUUUAGUAAUUUUCAUUUCUCCCGACUUGAAAGGCGGGACGCUUAGCGUGCGCGUACGCGGUUCUUGGCACGAGUUCAAAUCAAACUCCAGCGACUAUUUUGAGCUCUUUUCAUUUAUUUUUAAAUUCGUUUUUGAAGAUCAUUUUUGCAUUAAAAAAUAGUAGAUAAAACGCAAAAAGAGCGAUAAACAAGCGCUCAAAAUAGUCGGUGGCGGUUGAAUUGAACUCGUGCCAAGAACCGCCCCUUGCCCCGGCUCCCUCGCCUUUCAAGUGAUGGUAGAAAGGAAUUUUGGUUCCCCGAAUAUUCGGGAGCAUUAAUUGUGCAUACACCAAUAUUGGAUGCUCGAAUCUUUGAAAAUUUGAAUCUUUGAAAACGAUUCUUGGGGAUAUUCCCCUCUUUUUUGAAUUUCCAUCUCUUCUUUCCUUCAUUUUUUUUCCUUUUUCGUUCUAUUGUGAGGAUGUCGUGUUUCGACCUCAAAUGAAAACUGUAUGAUUUUUUUUCAACUAACUUUUUUAUCAAAUAAUGCGUCUUUCUCGCAUAGACGUAGUCAAAUAUUCGCUGCAGAACGGCUACCACAUUUUCAUUUACUCUGUAUAUAUUCUCCAUCAACUUCUGUUAACAAAAAAACAUUGGAAAAAAAUAUAAAAAAAUCAGAAAAAGAAGUGAAUAUUCCCAAGAAUUUGUUUUUUUAAAGAUUCGAGCAUCCAAGAUUGGUGUAUGCACAAUUAACGCUCACAAAUAUUCGUGGAUCCAAAAUUCCUUCUUACCAUCUUUCAAGUCGGGAAAAAUUGACUAUAUCUAUUAAAACCCUAAAAUAUUCAGCGCGAGCAGUUCGAAGACACGAAAUGUGUCGAAAUCGCCGGACGUCGCCGAGCCGCCUCGAUUUCCGUCGCCCAUCAAGAAGUUUUUAAAACGGCUUCUUGGACUGACGAUUAUUCCAUCGUAGAGCAGAUUGAAAUGCUCGUCAAACACUUUUUGCAGCAGGUCCUAUUUUUGGGAACUGAACAUUUCAUUAAGAAUCGAUUUUCAGUACUUCCUGCCCGGCAGCGAAAUCGUCGCAUAUCACUGUUUCGACUACGAUGCUUCGAAUUACAUUUUAAGUGGGAAUAACUCUCAAAAAUCCCAUGAUAAUCUUUAAUUUUCAGCUCAAAUACUCAAUGCCAUAACUCUGAAGGAAGAAUUUUCGGGUUUGGUCGGAAAUCAGAGAAAUUGGGACGAUUGGACCGAGGUUAUCAACGCCGCCAUUAAGAAAAUAUUGUGAGACAAGUGAAAAAUGAUGGAAAAUUAUGAAUUUGUUGAAUAGGAUCGCCGGACGUCGUGUUAUCCCACUCUGGAAGCCAUUUUCGGCUGAAGAAUUUGAAGAAAUUAAUCGGCCAGUUGGUAAGGAUUUAUUCAAGAGAAGUUUUUAUAGUAAAAAGAAGGUGGCAUUUGGUUGGAAAAAAUCAUGUUGGAAUAAAUUUUAGUUGGAAAAAAUCAUCAAGAAACCAUUUCUAACUGCUUUUUAAGGAAGAAAUUUUGACUUUUUCGCUUUUUUUUCUAAAUUUUGAAGAAUAAAAAACUUCAUGGAAUCAAUAUUUUCAUUCCAGCAAAGAGUUUUUUGAUUAUCUUUUGGUAUAGAUCCCAAAAAAGACGGAUCUCCGGAAGAAGAACCACAGGACGACUGUAAAUGCAACCCGAGCACACUAAAAGAGCCGAGUCCACGUUGGUUCUAGCCACAAAUCGAAAAAUGAUCGAUUUUAUUCAAGCUAUGGGAUGGUAUACGAUCCCAGUAACACCGGACAACUACGAUUUUGCUCUAAAUGAGCCGUGUUGGGUUUACGAUGGCUAUGAUUGGUACUUGGGCGAGUUGGGAGAACGUGACGCCGAGAAGCGUCCAAUCGUCAAGAUUCACAAUGUGAGUUUGGGGCGAAAAAAAGUAGAAAAUUUUUUUAGAGUGUAAUCGAGGGAAUUUACAAUUUUUUAGUUCAGAAAACUAUUAAAAACUUACAAAACAGGGCGAGGAGACGUCAAAAAAUUUUUCAAAAAUUCAAAACUCAAGUACGCAGCCAAAGGCGAUUGAACAAACUAGAUAUUAACGUUGAAUACUCAGUGUAAUUUGUGACGUCAAAUGACUUAUUUUUAUCCGAAGCGCCCACUUACUUUUUUCUGUAAGUUCUGAAAUAUUGACGCCUCGCUCACCUUUCUUCCCAUCAGGAAAGCCGUGAAAAAUAGAUUUGAAAAAAAAGGCAAAAAAUUCUUAACACCUUUGCGCUCCAUGGCUAACUUCUUGAGGGAGGAUAGUUACUCGGACCUCUGUCUCGGAAACCGGACGGACCCGGGACAUUUCUGAGCAUUUCAAGUGACCACUUAAGAGUUGCGACGUCGCUAAAGGGAUCACUUAUGUUCAGAAACUUUUCCGUAACAGAGGUCCGAUUUUUUUGGUCCUGAAAAAUUAUAAUUGAAAUCGAUUCAGUAUGUCGCUUGUCUUUGGGCGGAUUUUCGUUUUCAAAGGACCUUUAAAAAAAAUUUCAAAACGUUAAAAACCCCACUGUUGAUUAUCUGUAGAGCGAAAAAGCCGGAAAAAUGUUGUAGCCAUUUUUCCAGCCGAGCUAACUCAGGGAAUCGGCGGGUGUACCCGUAUUGGGCCCAUAUAAGCACAGCGGGAAGAACUUUUGGUUAUUUUCUUAACGUAGCUGAGCUCUAGAAUUUUGAAAUGAACACAGCUGGGGACCUAUUUCUCCUUUCACCCGGUUUUCUCCCCGUUUUAGCCCGGUUGAGACCCAAAAUGCCUCAAAAAACGGGUGGACCCGUUGGGACGCCUGGCCAUUUUGAGUCUGUUGUUUUUCAUUCAUACAUGGGCUGGAUCUCCCCUCAGCGUUUUACGCGCGAAAAAAAAAAUUCAAAAAUAUACUAAGAUCGGCCAAAAAUUUUCUAGCCCAAGUAUGUUUCCAUUUUUCAGCUGGAGAAGCUCUGCUUUAUAUUCAAAGAUGAAACGGUGGAGACUUUGCGAAAAUACUCAAGUGACGCCGAGUGUAGCUACGCCGUUUGCAGGAACUUUGCCAACCAUAUCCACCGACUUGUGGCCGAUUAA
Molecule: messenger RNA, 5488 nt
Organism: Caenorhabditis auriculariae
Lineage: Eukaryota; Metazoa; Nematoda; Chromadorea; Rhabditida; Rhabditidae
Source: the annotation of a GenBank genome assembly